ACCUGUGGUCCAAGGGGUGAUUUAAAUUGCCUGGGCUUGCUGCGUUCGACCAGCAUUUUAUGUGUGUUGUUGUCCGUCCAUUAAAAGUUGCUUUACUGUCGCUGCCCAAUGGAUGGGGGUUAUGACCACACCAUGCCUGGUAUGGACAGCACCAUUUUCUGCAGCGAGAAGUAUGGUGGAGGUGGGGCCCGCCACUAUAUCCGCGACCUGGAAGGGAGGUUGCUGAGAAAGCAGGAGAAAGCGGGCCAAGUGGCCAACUCCUUGGCAAGAGGGAUCUCGUCUGUCUUCCUUCCACAAGGAUACCCAGAGAGUGUCAGCGCUGAUUACUUGUCUUACCAGGUCUGGGACACCUUACAGGCAUUCGCCAGCACUCUCACAGGGACCCUGGCCACACAGGCGGUGUUGAGGGGUGUGGGUGUCGGGGACAGCUCUGCCACGGUUGCUGCUGCUUCCCUCACCUGGAUGCUGAAAGACGGCACCGGAAUGAUCGGCCGGAUCCUCUUUGCUUGGUUGAAGGGGACACAACUGGACCAGGACGCCAAGCAGUGGAGGUUGUUUGCUGACCUCCUUAAUGACCUGGCCAUUUUCAUUGAGAUCCUCGCUCCAGCCUUCCCGACGAUUUUCACUCUCAUCAUCUGCAUAUCCUGCUUGUUGAAGUCGGUGGUGGGAGUGGCUGGAGGUGCGACCAGGGCUGCACUGACAGUUCACCAGGCCCGGAGAGACAACAUGGCUGAUGUGUCCGCCAAAGACGGCAGUCAGGAGACCCUGGUGAACCUGGCUGGACUUUCCACCGGCGCACUUCUGGCUCCACUCACUGCUGACAACCUUCUCCUGACCCACCUGCUCUUCGCCCUAUUCACUACCCUCCACCUGUUCGCCAACUACCGUGCCGUCCGGGCUGUGGUGAUGGAGACCUUGAACAAUGCUCGUCUCCGGCUGCUGCUUGACACUUUUCUGAGGGAGGGGGUUGUCCCUCUGCCUGCCUCCAUCAAUCCCCAGGAGCCCCUCCUACCAGCCUUCUGGCAUAGAGGGACUGUACGACUGGGAGCUCCACUACACACCAUCUGUCAGAGUGUUGCUGAAUAUCAACGGGCUAUAGAAAACAACAGAAAGAAUUAUUUACUGGGAAUACAUCGAGACACGGGUGAGGUGAGUGUAUGCUUGAGGGAGGGAGCUGGAAGUGUGGAUGUUAUCCAGGCUGCUAUCCACGCUGAGCUCCUUCUCCUGCUGCUUCACCGGGACCUGACGGGCUUCCGAGUGGAGCAUCAGAAAUUAGCGGAACUCCAAGCAGCGAUCCGCACUGCUCGGGAUGAUCGGCUGUGGGAUGUGGUCUCGGCUACCCACCUCCUGGUUGAGCAGCUGUUUCCGGAGCUGGUGUCAGGGGCCCGGAGCUCGGGCUGGCUGACAGAGCGGCACCAGCUGGGGCCCGACGAGUGGCGAGCUCGCUGGGGUCCUGGGGACAAGAAGGAGCAGUGACCAGAGCAGGCAGGGCAAGCGGAGGGCAGGGAAUCACACCCCCCCCCUGUGAUACCCAGCAUUUGCCUUUCCAGACACUACCCCAUCCCUGACUCUUCCACCCAUCCUUGGAACCCCCCCCCACCAUAUCCUUUCCCCAUCAUCUCCCCCUCUAUCUACUGAAUCUCCUACCACAGUUCACAAACACUCUGCCUCAUCACUGACUCUCUUUCCCCCCUGCUGCCAUCCCCCCCAGCACCUACCAGAUCCCCUCCAUGCGCAUUCACCCCAAUCACAAACUCUCCAGUCCACUGAAUCCCCUCCCACAGUCCAUGAACACUAUGUCCCAUCAUCAACUCCCUUCCCCUCCCACCCACUGAAUCUCAUCUCAGCAGUCCACGAAUACUCUUUCUCCCCCAUUGCCAACUGUCCCCCAACCUACUGAAUUCCCUCCCAUUCUCCGAAUACUCUUUUCUCCACCUCGCCAACUAUCCUCCUCCUCCCCAUCUACUGAAUCCCCUCCCAUUCUUCAGUCAUUGAAAUAUUUAUCUAACUCCACCCCCAGUCAGGCUCCAGCUCAGGGAGAGAAUUCUACAAAUUCAUCAUCCUUUAUGAGAACGUUCUGCACAUUCCAGUUUCAACAACUGACUCCUUUAUAAUCAGAAUUGGAUCUGUCAUCAUUGUCGUCUAUGAUGUGAAAUCUGUUGUUUUGAGGCAGCAGUAUUGUGCAAGGACAAAACGACUGUGAAUUAAUAAAUGAAUAAUGCAAAAUAAGUGUUCAAAGGGUUCUUGGACCAUUCAGAAAUCUGAUGGCAGAGGAAAAGAAACUGUUUCUGAAACCCCACCCUGAGGGUAGUAAUGAGAAGAGGGCAUGUCGCAGAUGGUGAGGGAUCUUAAUUAUGGAUGUCACCUUCUUGAGGCAUUGCCUCCCGAAGAUGUCCUCGAUAGUGGGGAGGGCUGCCUAUGACUCCAAUCCUCUGCAGUGUCUGCUGAUCCUGCAUAUUAAGGCCUCUUCAAAGGCCAGACAGAAGGCUCUGCAAUAUGUGUCUGCAGAAAUUUGCCACGGUCUCUGGUUACGUAUUGAAUCUCCUCGUACACCUAAAGAAGUAGAGCCGCUGGCGUGCCUUCUCCAUGAUUCCAUCAACAUGUUGGGUCCGGGAUUUUGUGCUGUUCCUCUCCGCACCCUGUGGGACAUUGGGCGGUAGCCUUGCCCUUUCUUUAGCAUUUAUCUGUUUUUUUUAUGAGGCCAAGUUGCUAGCUUGAUGGUCAAACCAGCACAAUGGAAAGCGUGCAAGGAGCCGGCCGGAUUAGAAACCAGGACCACUUGCCUCGAAGCUGCUCACCCUUCCUACUGCUGAUCCCUCGAUAAGGACUGGAGUGCGUUUUCCUGACUUCCUCUGCCAGAAGUCCACAAUCAAUUCCUUAGUCUUACUGCUGUUGACUGCAAAGAUUGUUGAGGCGACACCACUCAACCAGCUGACCUAUCUCACGCCCGUGUGCCUCCUCGUUCCAUCUGAAAUUCUGCCAGCAACAGCGGCAUCAUAACAAAUGUAUAGCGGUCGUUUGAGCAUUGGCCUAAGCACAUAUCCUUGAGAUGCGUCUGUGUUGAUUGUCAGCGUUAUUAUUGCUGAUCAUGAAAUUUGUUGUCUUGCAGCAGCAAUACAGUGCGAGAGAUGAAAUGUACUAAAAAUACGUAACAAAUACAGUACUGUGAAAAAGUGAAUAUAUAGAGACAAGCAGCCACUGAAAACCACCCCUCCAUCUUCUUGGAGCAGUUUCCCAAAUCGGGGCCAUCAUGUACAUCAAUUGUUAUGACGUUCCUGUUUCUCCCCCACCAAUUUCAGCUGGUUGAUAUCGUACCAGCCACUUUUAUCUGGAGAAGUCAGUACUUUGUACACCGAUGGACUUGCUUUGGCUAUAAUUUCACAGGCAAACCUUGGAAUCAAAAAUGAGUUGUGUUAGUGUAUUUUAACCAUCACUCUUUGUCCUAGGCUAUUCUAUGGGACUGACUUUUGAGUCCACGUAGGCUUUACUCUGUUGCUUCUUUCCUAUUUAAUGGGCUGCCACAUAACUGGCCUCUUUCUCCAACUCCAACUGUUGUACCCACUUUUCUGACACAUCUAACAGGUUCUGACAAAUCUAA
Molecule: messenger RNA, 3598 nt
Organism: Hypanus sabinus (Atlantic stingray)
Lineage: Eukaryota; Metazoa; Chordata; Chondrichthyes; Myliobatiformes; Dasyatidae
Gene: rusf1
Product: RUS family member 1
Exons: 14
Coding region: 109-1476 (455 amino acids)
Source: RefSeq, a predicted model, not a curated record